AUGGCUGCCACCAAGCCCCGUCGACGGCGGGACAAGCCACAGUUCUCCUGCAACACGUGUCGACAACGCAGGACUCGGUGUGAUCGCCUACAGCCGUGUUCCAACUGCGCGUCGCGUGGCCAGCCGUGCGUGUAUGUAAGGACAAAGCCGUCACGAGACGGAACGCCUGGAGUCCACGAUCGUGUAGUCCAAUUGGAGCGUCUAGUUAAGUCUCUCAUGCCGGACGCCAAUCAAAAAACGACCCAUCUGCCCACGCCUGAAUCUAGUGAUAAUAAUGUACGGCAGGAGCCCGGCAGUGUGGCGGAUGGGCAGUCAGAAUGCGGAAGCAUGCACAUCUCUGGGUCAGAACUUCGGUAUGUGACUGGUGAGCACUGGGCGGCGAUUCUCGAUAGUAUCGCCGACCUUAAGGCUCACUGCGAUCGCGAAGAACAGCUCGAUCCGGUCGAUACGCACAAUGAGAAAGGUAAUGAUUCUAAUGCGGAGCCUCCCUCCCCGCGCCCGUUGGUACUGUACGGAUGUCCCCGGGCAACAUCGCGCACUGAAAUCAUUGCGGCUCUCCCGCCCAAGUCUGCGGUGGACCGCUAUAUCUCACGGUAUUUUAACUACCUCGACCUUGUUGCUUCAGCCGCGGUCCACGGCCCGAGCUUUCUUCGAGAAUACGAGGCCUUCUGGGCUAACCCACUGGAGGUCCCAAUUGCUUGGGUCGGGCUUUUGUUCAGCAUGAUGUGUCUCGCUGUGAUGGCCUCGGAUCCAGCAGAGGGCGAAGCCAACCGAUCGUUGCAGAUUGAUCUCUACCAUGAAAAGACAGUGCAAUGUCUUGUCAUAGGGGAGUACACCAAACCAGGUCCAUACGUUCUCGAGACAGUGAUUCAUUACCUGUACAUUGAAAUGGUGCACCAUCCGGAUGCGGAUCGUCACAUCUGGUUUCUGCUCUCAUUGGAAGUCAAUAUGGCUUUUCGCAUGGGCUACCAUCGCGAUCCAAGCCAUUUUCCCGGACUUUCUCCCUUGCAAGGCGAGAUGCGGCGCCGACUAUGGGCAACAGUGGUCAUGAGUGAUGUCCUUCUGUCCAGCCAAAUGGGCAUGCCACGCAUGAUCUCGGACUGGAAAUGUGACACUGCGGAGCCACGGAAUCUGCAUGAUAGCGACCUUGACGAAGAAACAGCUCAGACUCCCCCUUCGCGUCCGGAAACUGAGUACACAACCACACUGGGAAUCAUCGCCCGCAGCCGAAUGGUCUUGGCUUUGGGGAAGAUUGCCGACCUUGCGGACGCCGUCAAGCCAGUAACAUAUGCAGAAGUCAUGCAGGCAGACAGGGCUCUUCAGGAAGCGGUUACUACCAUUCCUCCGCCGUUGAGAAUGAAGGAAAUGGCAGCUAGUGUGACUGACUCGCCACAGCUUAUCAUGUCGCGACUUUUCCUUGAGCACAUGCUGUACAAGGGACAGAUCAUGUUACACCGCCGCUUUUUUGAAAUAGAACAAACAGACAAUUCGUUCGCAUAUUCCCAUACAACAUGUCUAGACGCGUGUUUGAGCAUGCUGCUUAUCCAGCAGGUGCUCGAUGAGGAGACCUGUCCUGGCGGGCAACUUCAGGAAAUGCGCUGGCGCAUAACUUCAAGUAUGAACCAUCAAUUCCUCACAGCGAUGAUGAUCUUAUGCUCGCUGGUGCACCGCGGGCGGAUGCUCGAUCGGACCGAGGAGAUCGUGACAGCGUUGCGUCGAACGAGGGCCAUUUGGAUGCGUCAAGCCUCCCGUUCCUGCGAGGCAAAGAGGGCGGCAGACGUGUUAAAUCUCACACUCGCAAGGGCUGUCGAAGGCACUAGUCAGAGUCAGGGUGCCGAGCGAAAUGUUAUGCCCUCCGUCCGAGACAAUUUCUCGCCUUCAAGCCAACGCAGUCACGAUUAUCUUUUCAGUGUGAAUUCCCUGGGCGGAGAUGCGACAUUGGAGGACUGGGUGCAGUCGUUUUUCUCGGAUACGCAGAACGUUGAUGCUUCCUUUUCUCUCUGA
Aspergillus heteromorphus CBS 117.55 is the source of this 2004-nucleotide messenger RNA. Its product is annotated as putative transcription factor. The coding region runs from base 1 to 2004 and encodes 667 amino acids. Gene Ontology annotation, cellular component: nucleus. NCBI's taxonomy places the organism in Eukaryota, Fungi, Ascomycota, Eurotiomycetes, Eurotiales, Aspergillaceae. The transcript is spliced from 4 exons. The record is from RefSeq and is a predicted model, not a curated record. Gene Ontology annotation, biological process: DNA-templated transcription; regulation of DNA-templated transcription. Gene Ontology annotation, molecular function: DNA binding; zinc ion binding; DNA-binding transcription factor activity, RNA polymerase II-specific.